AUGGCUCUCUUUAUUGGAAGGCUAUCUUUAGAUACCCACCCGCGAGAUCUUGAACACAUCUUUGAUAAAUAUGGACGACUAAAUCGAUUGGAAGUUAAGAGAGGUUACGCCUUUGUCGAAUAUCAGGAUGAAAGGGAUGCCUCUGAUGCUAUGAAGGAGACAGACGGCCUGCGAGUGCGCGGAAAUAGAAUUGUUGUAGAGUGGGCAAAAAAUGGUGGAAAGAAGCCGGGCCAUUGGGCAAAGGACUGUCGUUCAUCUCGAAGGGAUAGGCGUAGGAGCCGGAGUCCAAGAAGAAGGUCUCGCUCUCGUUCUCCAAGACGAUCGUUAACACCGAGAAGGGAUAGAGAUCGUGACAGUCGAGAUCGUGAUGAUCGAUAUUAUAAAAAAUAUUCUGACGACGAAAGAAGUCGCGAAAGACGACAUAGCGGUGAUGAUCGAAGACUUUCGUAA
Messenger RNA from Cetraspora pellucida, 450 nucleotides. The record is from the annotation of a GenBank genome assembly. Lineage: Eukaryota; Fungi; Glomeromycota; Glomeromycetes; Diversisporales; Gigasporaceae.